Nematostella vectensis (starlet sea anemone) is the source of this 4011-nucleotide messenger RNA. RefSeq lists its product as uncharacterized. Gene Ontology annotation, molecular function: single-stranded DNA binding; ubiquitin protein ligase activity. The record is from RefSeq and is a predicted model, not a curated record. NCBI's taxonomy places the organism in Eukaryota, Metazoa, Cnidaria, Anthozoa, Actiniaria, Edwardsiidae. Bases 179 to 1630 code for a protein of 483 amino acids. Gene Ontology annotation, biological process: DNA damage tolerance; protein monoubiquitination. The transcript is spliced from 2 exons.
UUGUUUAUUGGUUUCAAAAUGGCGGCUUAGAUGCCAAGGUUUUAUUUUCCGCGUCAAAAUUAUUUUAAUGAAACACAUAGCAACCGGCAUUUUUUCUCUUUAUUUUUUUUUCAUCUUAUCUUUAAGUAUUUGUGUUACGACAGUUCAAGUAUAAUUGAACUUUUUUUCUUGUUGAAAAAUGUCAAUUCAAGGAAAAAAGAUCGUUGGGUCAAGCUCAAAGCAACGCUCCGCAAACAGUAAAGAGGACACUUUAGAAAAAGUCAGAGUAAUGCGCGAAAGGCAGAGCAAAUGGAUGCGACAGAGAGAAGAAGCAAAAUCAAGUGGAAGGGAUAAGCCGAUAAAAAGUGCCAACUCGGUUGAAAGUUUUGGCAGUAAAAGCAGAGAAAGUUUCAAUUCGAGUAGAAAGGCAAGUGCUUCAGAUUUCGAUUCCGCUGGAAGAGAUGCAAUGCAGAGUCCAAGAAGGAAACCUCUUUACGAGCCACCAAAACGAGAUCGCUCGAAUAUGAUAACGUGGUCAGGCAGUGCGGAUAACACAGGGAAGGCUAAAAGACCACCAUCUGCAUCUAGAUCUCAACAUGAGAGAGAAACAAGCUCUAGAUCAACUAAGCUAGACAGUAGCCGAAGUAAUAAGUCAGAGACGGGAAAAGGGAAGCCAUAUGAACCUUUGAAAUAUGGGGGCAGUGCUAAACCUUCUGCGGAUGUGGUGGCCAGUGCAAGGGUACUUUAUAAUAAGCUUGAACCUAUUCAAAGAAAUAAUGAAAAUACUGAAUCAAGAGCAAAUUAUGGUGAUGAUGAUGAAAGUGGUGAUGAUUCUGUUGAUGAGAGUGAGAUGAAGAAACAAAAUGGACUGUACAAAUUAGAUGAACAGAGAGGCAUAUCAGAAAAAGGCAUUGAUGCAAGUAUGAUUGAUGCAUUGGCAGAGACAGUAGCCCAGAGGCUCAAAACAACCAUGCAACCAAACAACAGACAGUCAGCACCACCUCACAACCAACAAGAACUAGAUGCAGAGGACAUGUCAACUCAUCUUUGUCCUCUCUGUCAGACUCUUAUGUCAGGGUCGCGACACACCCCAGUUGCCCUGAUCCCUUGUGGACACACCUUCUGCCAGAUGUGCACCAGGGACUGUAGAAAGUGCCCUGACUGUCAGAUGAGGGUUAAGGCUACUGCUGUCAACACCGUUAUGCAGCAGAUUAUAGGGGACUUUAAGGCACAGAAGGAAAAGGAGCGAUUAGCUAAGCUUGAAGAGCAAACGAGAAAGUACAUUGAUGAGUACCAAUCUUUGUCAUUGAGAUCCAGAGCCCUUGCAGAUGAGGCUGAGAGUAUUUUAAACAAUAUGGAGGACACCACUGAGCAAAUAUUUCAAGAGAAAAAGGUGGUUAAAAAGCUCCAAGUUGACGAAGAAGAGAUUAAGCAUAGAAUUAGUGAACUUCAAGACCAACUUGCCAAGAACAAAUCCAAACUUUCUGAAACUCAGGAACGAUGUGAAAAGUUAGAAAUUCGGUAUGAUGAGGAAAAACAGAGACUUUCUCUUGUUGAGGACACAAUUAAAACAAUAACUCAAAGCAAAGAAAGAGUCAAAAUGAUGGUGAAUAACUUUGCCCCAAAUUUGAAUUUAGAAAAUUUUGAUUAAUUGAUAUAAUAAAGAAGUAAUUAUAAUAGAUAAACUUAUAAAUAAUGUAGACACUGCUUGGGGCUGUGAUUUUUGGCCUUGCUAAACAUAUAAACAUAUUUGUCAAAUAUUUGAAUCCAACUCUUGCGCAAGCAUGUUUUUUGAGGUGGCUAAACACGUGAACACACAAAGAGAUUAAAGUGGUGCCAUAGAAAUUUCUACCUCAGAUUGGAUAAAAGCAAGAAGAGUGUGCACUUUUUUGUUGGAUAUCUGGUUAAAGGGCAGAAGAUUUACAUUCAUCUCAAAUGUUUGAUAUAAAUAUUUUGAUCGUGUUCAAACAUCUGGGACUAUUGGGGGUGUCACUUUUUUGUGUGUGGCUAAGCAUAGAAAAAUGGCUGUCAAAUUUUUUUUUUGGCAAACAGAUUUGUAUGUUUAGCCAGCCUUUACAAAUAAAAAAAGCUUCACCCAAUUCUUGUCUGAUGGAAUAGGAAUUACAGGUACCCAAGAAUUAAUAGCAAAAGGGUAUCUUUUAAUUAGAAAGCUGCCUUUUCGGUCAGUCAGGGCUGGAUCUAGCAGCCUAUCCGGUCAGUCAGGGCUGGAUCUAGCUUUUUGGCAAGGGGUUUGACCAAAAAGUUUUUUCAUUAUUUUACUUUCUUAAUACCCUGGGUACCAUAGGCUCAAAGCUUGGCGAAAAAGGUUUUGAGCAAUGCUUAAAUCGCUGUUGCUGGGAAGCUCUGAACCUCUGGUACCCAUGGUGCCUUCGUAACGAUUUUGGAAUGAACAGGCAAUAAAAAAGGAAGCCCAAAGGCCCCGACAGCAACCGGCAACAGCGGUUUAAGAGUCACUCAAAACCAUUUUCGCCAUCCCCCCCCCCCUCCGCUUCCUUCAGUGGUGAGAUCAGCCACCAACCAUAAAAUGAUACUGGGAAAAAUGGUAAAAAAAAGGGAAACAUUUUCUACUUUUAUGCCUCUCAGGGGGCACAGGAACAAAACAUGUCUUACAUGAAUUAUCACAAAAAGAUAACUUUUUGAACAACCUUUUAUAUAGCCUUUCAAAUAGUAUUUCAGGAAGAAUGGCAUUUUAUAGCCAAUACCAAGAGAGCAUAAGAUAUAAUUGAUGUCCCAUAAAUGAUUCCGUGUCAUUCAAGCUCAAAAGAGACAAUUGAUGGUCGUGAUUGGUUGAUUCUGAUGGCGGGAGAAGUACGAAAACCAUCACCAGGCUUCCCCUCGACGUGUCUGUCUGGUCUCGGUGCCCUUAUCAACAAAGCGCCCCCUUUUUUACAUUGCGUAUUCUAACUAUGAGUAGUCUUCUACUUCUACUUCUUCUACUUCUACUUUAUUAACUGAUAAAACCAUGUCGGUAUCACAUCAGUAUAAAUAAAUACAAGGUAAAAAUAUACAGAUCUGUAAUAAUUUACAUAACUUAUACAAUAUAUUCAUAAUUUGUAAAAUAAAUUUAUAAAAUAAAUUUUCAAUAAAGUAAUUCAAUUAAAUAAUUUAACUUAAUUAAUUUAUAACUUGAAUACUAGAACCACUGGCCAUUAUCAAUUAAAUGCUGCUGAAGCUUCUCUUUGAAUUUGCCCUUUUCUUUUAUGUCGGUAAUUGAACCUGGUAAAUUGUUCCAAAAAUUUAUAGACCACGGGAAAAAGCUAUUUGCAUGCUGGUUGCACUUGGAAUGUGUUCUAUGGAAGCGCUUGGAGUUGCCAUUCCUUGAAGGCCGGUCCAUCGGAACCAAGAAGGGCUCUCUCUCAAUGUCCACAGUUCCAUAAACAACCUGAUGGAACAUGGACAUUCGAGAGAGAGUCCGUCUGCCCUCAAGGGAUGGCCACUCCAGCUCUCUUAGCAUGUUUGUUACGACCCCUGGCUCCCUCAAAUAAUUAUUAUAGCAAACUCUGGCUGCAGUCCUCUGCACCAUAUCAAGGCGGUGUUUAUCCUUUUGGAGAUGCGGGUACCAGGCAGAGUUUGCGUAUUCAAGCUUCGGUCUAACUAGACUGCAAUAGAGUUUAGACUUGCAGUCUACCGAGGCUGUUCUAAAAUUUCUUCUAAUGACCCCAAGGGUCUGAUUUGCACUAGAUGUAAUUUGUGCGAUGUGUUUAUCCCAUUUUAAAUCCCCUGAGAGUAGUACUCCUAGAUAGGAGUGAUGGUAAACCCUCUCUAGAAUCCUGUUGUUAAGUAUAUAGGGAUGGUCUGGAAUUUUCGCUCUGCUUGUGGAGAAGCACAUAGUGUGGCAUUUCUCCACAUUAAAGGCCAUUUGCCAAUCCCUCUCCCAUCUAUUUAAAGCAUCAAGAUCGUUUUGUAGAGCUAGGCUGUCAUUUGAGCCAUCAAUAGUGCGAUAUAAAAGGCAGUCAUCUGCAAAAAGCCUAAUAGUUGACGAGAUAUUUAGAGGGAGAUCAUUUACAAAAA